Molecule: messenger RNA, 5139 nt
Organism: Thrips palmi
Lineage: Eukaryota; Metazoa; Arthropoda; Insecta; Thysanoptera; Thripidae
Product: serine/arginine repetitive matrix protein 2-like
Exons: 7
Coding region: 168-4457 (1429 amino acids)
Source: RefSeq, a predicted model, not a curated record
UUGUGUUGUUGUUUAUGUUAGUUAGUUUUUAGUUUUAGUGCUGUUGCUUCAAUUCAACGAUCAUGUGCCUUCGUUUGAACACGUCGCCUUUGCGGAUUAUGUGCUGACUUGUUCCGUUUCACGGUGAUACGAGGUUUCUGCUGCUUCAUGGAGAUCCAUAAUACAUAAUGGCCGAUCAAAGUUCAAAUGAAAACAGCAACGAGCCCAAUGAUGAAUUUUUUGACACCUUUUUUGAUGAUGGAGUGCUGGAGACAAUUGGAGAAGUUUUAGGUCAUCGAAAUAGUGGCACCUCACAUGAUGAGUCUUCCUGUGAAGCGCAAGUGCUGCAUGUCAAAGAUCCACCAUCUAUAACUGUUGAAAACAAAGAAAUUACUUUACCCCAAACUGACUUGGAGAAAAAAAAUGAUGGAUCGCAUGCAGAUGAUCAUCAUAUUAUUAUUUUAAAACCAGCCCACCUCAAGGAUCCUUUUGAAAACACAAGAACGGAAGACAUUCUAAAGGAAAGUGUAAAGUGUAAAGAUCCAAAAGAGAUGGUUCUAACUGAGAUACCAGGUACAUCUGUUGAGAUGGCAGCAGCAAGCAAGAAUGAUAGUGAAAAGAAGUCUUCUUUGUCACUGAAUCAGCUGCUUGCUAAGGUUCAGACAUUUUUGAAGGAGACUCCUGGCUCUGAAAUCAAAUCAAGUGAAAACAGCAACAAGCUCAUUGAUUCUCAUUUAAAGGAAAAUCAACCACCAAUGGUAGUAAAUAGAGCUGAAGAGGAAGUGAAGCAAAUUACUACCAAAACAUCGGAAACCCAUGACAAGCAGCUCAAUGUAGAAGGUAUUGAAGAAAAUGCUGAAAGUCAGACUGUAGUAAAAAACAAAUGUGAAAGUGCAGACACAGAGCAGGACGUAAAUGCAAGUACUUCCAAUCAAAUAGGCAGCUCGGGCUUAAGUUCAUCUCAUGGUAAUCUUUCCAGUAAUGAAUGCUUGGAUAUUGCUUCAAAGGAAUCACUAUCGAAAAAGGAUACAGUCACAGGGGAUGACUUGAGUUUAGAUGAAACUUGUUUGAAAAAUGAUAACAUUCAGUCAUCAUCGCCUGGGAAGAGAAACAAGAUAAAUAUAAAUUUGAAGUCUCAAAUAUUGGCUUCUACUUCUAUACUAAAUUCUGGUUCAUCAACUAACUCAGAACCGCAGCUUUCUACUCAAGGCAGCUGCAACAAAAUUCCAUCAAAGUCUCAUCAUGUGGUUUCAGACAUGUCUUCAACAGAUGAUUCUGAUUGGGAAUCAAAGAAAAAGAAGAAAAAGAGAAUGAAACGGCAUAGUGACAGAGAGACUUCCCGAAAUUCAAAAUCUUCAGACAAAGAGCGAUCAGAUCUAAAAUCUAAUGAAGCACAUGAAAAACAAAAGAAGAAAAAAAGAAAAAAAUCACCUGAGUAUAGAAGAAACAGAGACUACAAUAAAUCAUCUAAAAGAAAGAGAUCUCCAUCUCCUGCACGAAAGAACAUCUCAAGGAAAGAGUACAAAAGGGGGACUUCUCCUAAUCCAAAUAUGCGCAAUAAGCGCUGGCGCUCACCUUUCCCUAAUCGCUAUCCCAAACCCAAUUCUCACUCCCCAUCUUGUCAUCGAUCCAGGUCCAGAUCAAAAUCCCCUGUGCGUUACCGAUCAAGAAAAUCCCCAUCUCCUAAAAAAAACAGAAGAAGAUCGAGAUCCAGGUCACGAUCUCCAUUCAUUAAUGAAAUUCGCAGGCUUGAGAGGCUAUGGGAACAAGAAGAUGAAAAGAAAAAAUCUUCUUUUAACUCUGAACCUAGAACAGAAGUUCUUUCAACGCCCUUGUCAAAGGUUCCUACUUGGCAUGAUGGUGGCACCACCUCUACAGCUUUUGUCAGCAAAACUGUGGUGCAAAUGCAAAGUGCUUCUUUUACUUUUGGCCCUUCGACAGAUCAUAGUAAUCCAGCUUACCAAGAAGGGCCUGCAGCACUACUUGGACCUGAAGGACACAGUUCCUAUCCCGCACCACAGUCCAACUUAAUGUUCAAUCCUUAUGGAAUGCCACCAAUUGCAGCACACACAGGAGUAUCUGGAAUGGUUUCACACCAGUCAGGAGUUUCUGGAUUGGCUCCUCAUCAGUCAGGGCCAGGGGUUCCUGGAGUGGCUCCUUAUCCAGUUGAUUGUGCACCUCCUUUAGCACCACAGAUGGUGCCUCCUCCCUCCUCCAUAAUUUCCGCCAGUAACAAUAUCUCAGGACAACAAUCUAUUUUGAAAAGACAGUUAGACAUCCUAUUGUCUGUGUUGCCACCAGGACCAAUGAUGCCACCAGCGAUGCCACCUGGACCAAUGAUGCCACCUGGACCAAUGAUGCCACCUGGACCAAUGAUGCCACCAGCGAUGCCACGAGGACCAAUGAUGCCACCAGCGUUGCUACCAGGACCAAUGAUGCCACCAGCGAUGCCCCCAGUCAUGGCGGCAACCCCCAUGCUACAUGACCCAAUUAAUAAUCUUAGACCAUCCUUAAAGGCAGUAGAAAUUGAAAAUAUACAGUCACCAAAAAACAUUUAUCCUGAACCAGUGAACACAAAAAGCCCAUCACUAGGGCUGAUGGGUAGUAAUGGAUUUGCAAGCAGUAGCCGGCCCCCAUCAAAAUCAAACUUUGAUGAUGUUAUUGAAAAGAGUUCACCUCAUUCAAGGGAAACUAACUCUCAAGACUUCAGCAAAGCAAUAGAAACAGUAAAUGACAACUCCUCUUCUGAAUCUCAUAAGUCAAAAUCUGGAGAACCUUCAAACAAUGUUUGUGAGGUACUAGACAUUCCUCAGUCAAGUAACUCUACUGAAUAUGAGCCUGAGAAUGAAGAUGUGAUUGGUGUGCCUGUGGAAGACUAUGACUCUGACAUAAUAAUCGAAGAACCUCCUCCUAAACCACCCAUUGAACUUAUCUGUCUCUCUGGAGAUGAAGGAGAAACCAUUGUUCCUGAGAAUGAUGAACGCCGUGAGAUUCAUCCCAGCAAUGAAGAAGGUACAUCAAGAACAAUCACUAUAGAUUCAACUCCCCCAGAAACAGAGUGUGCAAUGACUGAGGCACCACCGUCUGAAGUACUUGUAACCUCAGUGUCUUCUAGUUCGCAAAAAUUGAAUCAAACUUCAAAGGAAAGUAGAAGUGCAAAACAAUCUAGCUCACAAGUGUUGUCAAUAGAGAAUGCUUCUCCUACAAAGCACUUUGACCCUACGAAAUCGCGAAAAAGAAAAUACAAGAGAAGAAGGAGAAAAAGUUCCUUAGAGAAUAAACAUGUAGGAAAGGAAAAUCGAAGUGAAUCAGAUAAAUUUCAAGCGUCAAAUGAAGAUCAGAGUCAAGAACCAAAAAAGAAUUGUGAAAGUCAUAAAAUUCAUCCCACAAAUGAAGAAAGUAUGGAAGAAUUAAGUGAAGUGAGGUCAGAAUCAAUUUGUGUACAAGAACCAACUUCUCAAGAAACAUCAUCUGCAGCAACCGUGUCAGAACAUUCUGAAAUACUUUUGAUCCCUGAGUCUCGUACUUCACAAACAUUGAAAGAAGCUUCAAAUGAGAUAAAUAUGGAAAAGCAAACUAGCCCUCAAGUGAUUUCAAAAGAUUCGCAGUGUGCAAUCAUAUGUCUGGAUGGAUCUCCUAUGAAGGAAUGUGAAUCACUGGAAUAUCAAACCAGAAAGCAGAAGAGAAAAAAAAGGAAAAGAAGUUCAUCAGAGGAUAAGAGGCAUCGAAGAUUAGGGAAAGAAAAUCAGAAAGAACCCAAAAACUUAUUAGUGUCUAAUCAAGAUGAAUGUCAAGAAUCUGUUUUGAGAGAAUGUCGCGAAAUGAUAGAUUCAUUGCGUAUUGGUCGCUUUGCUGUUAAAGAUCAAGACUGUGGUGAAAGUGAGAAAAACGGAAAUUUCCUCCCAAAAGAACCAACUGGGUCUAAUUCUCUUCUUUUAGAAAAUAUUGUGCACUUUUCAUACACCAAAAAUUUGAAACCAGAAUCAUUACCAAAGGUAAAAGAUGUGUCCACAAAUACAACUUUCCGUUUGUGCUUGGAUGUCUGCACUAAUACUGACACAAAUGUAACAUCCAAAGACUGUAUGCUUCAAACUGACUUUGAAUGUCCACAGUGCACAGAGAAAAAGGAUUUAAUUAGAGAUAUGAAUGCUCAAUUAAUGAAAUUGAAGAAGGAAAGGGAUGAUCUUCUUGCCAUUGUCGUAGGUCUCGGGAAAUUUCAGACAAUUCCAGGUCUGGACUGUGGAGACACCCCAGUCAAUGACAUUCAUCAUCAAUCUGGUUCGGAAUUCACUUCUGCUGAGCGUGUGUGUGUAAAAAAUGGCCCUUCAUUACCUUCUGAACAGACCAAUUGUAAUUUCGAACUUAUGCCACCUGCUGAGCCAAUUUUUGCAUAUGACUACAACCAUUCUUCUCCUUCUCGAAGUGGUGGUCGAUCAAAGGCAGACUCUUUUUUGUGUCCCAAGAAGCCAUUCCAAUGAAUCUCAAAUUGAAUCUCUGAAAUAUUGUAGAUGGUCUUGUUUUUGUUGUGACUCUCCUCCUUUAGAAAGACCUUUACCACUGGUAAAGAAUUAAUUUUAUGAGCAAAUUUUUGUGCAAUGUCAAUAGCGUUUAUUUUUUUGUCUCAAUGUAAAUACUAAAUCUCUUUUCCUCUUAUAUUUUAUUCUUAUCUCUCUAUUUUUCUGGUGCUUGAUCAUGCUGAUUAAAUUUCUUGCUCAAUGGUUUGUUAACCAAAACAUAAUAAAAAAUAUAGCAAAGUUAUUUUUUAAAAAGAAUUUUAAUGGUAACAUUCACAAAAUAUACAUUUAAUUUAAAAAUCAUUUAAAAACCUAGCUAAUACAUUAUGAAACUUAAAUUGCACUGCAGUCAUUAGCAAACUAAAUGUAAGAAUGUAACUCCUACAGUACAAACAAAUCACAAUUUAGAAUGUGACAUGGCUAGACACCCAUGGUGAGACACAAACUAAUUUGGCUGUAGAUCCUUUUGAAGGAUAGUGCUUUUGUCAGCUAUAGCUCUCCUGCUUGGUGUCUGAUGGAAUCUUCAAGAGCCAUCACCGAGGUACUUCUGAAACGAUUAUACAUGAUUACACAGUGUCUCAGUGUUCUACAAUUUCAAAUGUGGAUGUAAUGAGUUACUAUAAAAGCAUUCCAACUUCCCAAAUGA